Colletotrichum gloeosporioides is the source of this 540-nucleotide messenger RNA. RefSeq lists its product as uncharacterized. The coding region runs from base 1 to 540 and encodes 179 amino acids. NCBI's taxonomy places the organism in Eukaryota, Fungi, Ascomycota, Sordariomycetes, Glomerellales, Glomerellaceae. The record is from RefSeq and is a predicted model, not a curated record. The transcript has 2 exons.
AUGGACGCUGGAAUGUGGACCGCCUGCAAAGAAUCUGCUUUGGUGUUGAUGAAUAAGAGACAUCAGAGCCAGAAUAUCCGGUUCGGAACUUUCCGAGACGGUGUUUUUGAUGUAGAUAUUCGUCGAGACCUCUUAUGCUUUCAGCUCUCAAAUGACGCAGACUGGAAUUCCGGGUGGGGAGAGCUGCCAUUCUGGAGAACCAGCUGGUGGCCUCCAAGUGGUAUUUUCAAUAUCGCGGUUGAAUAUGAUUCUUCCUGGGCUGUCGGUGUCGAGCUAGGCAUGGCUGCAGAUGCGCUGGAUGGCAUGCAGUAUGAGCCCCGGCCCCGUGGCUUCUUCCUGAGUAUUCUCGCAGGAAAGCGCGAUGAUUCCGCACCUCUCAUCUAUCUGAUUGAUAGAAGCAUACGUCGACGGCGGAAAGCACCUCACGAUCCCGGUUUUUUCGACGAGAAGUAUCGCUCCAAGGAACGAACAUUCGGAGUCGUGAAAGGCCUUCGCGAUGUUGCCGAAGAAACCUUUGACAUCCGGAAUGAAUGCUUUUAA